UGUAGUAGUUUAGAGCAGGCCACGCCCCCUGAGCGUGGUGUCAGAGUGAAACAGAGGCUCGGGUUGGCGGACAUUUGCUCGAGGGAUAUUUGAGGCACCAUCCUUUCCCUUUCCUGGCCACUUACUUCUUGCCCUGGUACUAGGACUGGUCGCACACCCCGAGUGCUGGCAGAAAGCAUUGCUCGCUCACUCGCUCGCGUGCGUCUGAUCACUCCCUUUUGCACAACAGCAAGGAGUGAGGGGACGAGGCCUCUCCUGCAGUCAGUGUUGGCUGGAAACCAGGACCAUGUGUGCAGAGUGGUUAGGGAAGUUAGUUACCCUGGCGUUGGUCUUCGCGAGCUUUGAUCCAGUUGUGGGCACAGAAGCCACCCAUCCUCCGGAAGGUGCUCAAGACAGAGCUCCUCAGCAAAAAGGGCGACUGUCUUUGCAAAACACAGCUGAAAUCCAGCACUGUUUGGUCAAUGCUGGCGAUGUGGGGUGCAGUGUGUUUGAGUGCUUUGAAAAUAACUCUUGUGAGAUCCGAGGUUUACAUGAGAUCUGCAUGACGUUCCUCCACAACGCUGGAAAAUUUGAUGCCCAGGGGAAAUCUUUCAUUAAAGAUGCUUUGAGGUGCAAGGCUCAUGCCUUAAGGCACAAAUUCAGCUGCAUCAGUCGCAAGUGUCCUGCCAUCAAGGAGAUGGUGUUCCAGCUGCAGCGAGAAUGCUACCAGAAGCAUGACCUCUGCUCUGCAGCCAAGGAGAAUGUCCGGGUCAUUGUGGAGAUGAUUCACUUCAAGGACCUGCUGCAGCAUGAACCAUAUGUCGAUCUAGUGAACACCCUGCUCACUUGUGGAGAGGAGGUCAGAGAUGCCAUCACACGGAGUGUCCAGACCCAGUGUGAACAGAACUGGGGAAGUCUUUGUUCCAUCCUGAGCUUCUGCACCUCCGUACCACAGGAGGACUCCACCGUGGAACCUGAGAAGAAGCCAAAUGAAGUCUCGAGGUCUUCUAUUAACCAAGGGGACACUGUAGUCAGUGCUGAAUCUGACCCAAGAGAGAGCUCCCGAAGCAGCAGAGGAGAAAGAGGUAGCAGGCUUCCUGUAAAUGCCCAUGCUCGCACUAAAGCUGGAGGCCAUACUCCCAAAGCAGUCCAUGGAGUUGCUGAACAGGCAGAUGAACAGUCUGACUUCUCUGACAUCCGAAGGUGAAAGGAGGAUACAGCUCUUCCUUCCCCUCCACCAGAAACUUCCUCCAUUGAGUCCAUCUUCUUAUCUAGGGGCAUUCCAUAAUAUUUACAAUAUAGAAGGGUGGUGUCAGGCACAGGGCAUUGUGGGAUAUGUGGCAGAGAUGGUAGCCCUAUUCAGACAUUUGUUAAAAACAUGUGCUAUAACUCUACAGUGGCGCAAAUGGGUCAGAAGUCCCAGCCCUGACCUGUCACCCACCAUUGUGCCCACUGCUCACACAGUGGCACUUGUGUGAAGUGGGAAGUGCUUUAUCUGUGAUGGUGGGCACUUCUCUGAUUGUGAGGCCCAUCAAUUAUGGUUACAACAGCACUUUUACCAAACAUCUGAAUAGGGCUGGUGUAUGUAUUAUAAACAGAUGAAAAGCAAAGGGUAUUGGAUAUUGAUUGUAGCUGGCAGAGAUGGUAGCCCUAUUCAGACAUUUGUUAAAAACAUGUGCUAUAACUCUACAGUGGCGCAAAUGGGUCAGAAGUCCCAGCCCUGACCUGUCACCCACCAUUGUGCCCACUGCUCACACAGUGGCACUUGUGUGAAGUGGGAAGUGCUUUAUCUGUGAUGGUGGGCACUUCUCUGAUUGUGAGGCCCAUCAAUUAUGGUUACAACAGCACUUUUACCAAACAUCUGAAUAGGGCUGGUGUAUGUAUUAUAAACAGAUGAAAAGCAAAGGGUAUUGGAUAUUGAUUGUAGCUGGCAAAUUCAAUGUAUACAUGCAACAAAAUGUCUCCAUUUGUAGUUUCAUGUGAAUGCAGGUUUGCAGGGAUGGGAAUGUUAGGAUGGACUUGUCCAAAUUUUCUUUUGUCCACUAGUGGCACAACAUCUAGACUAUGUUCCGCAUUUAGUCUUGAGGCAGAAAAUAAUCUCAUCUCUAUGCUCUGUCAGAAUAAAUAUCCCCAAAUGGGGGUGCUGAGAUACUUGUAAUCAAAUUAACAUACAGCAUGUAAAAUGUUGCAUUUUUUUAACCAAGUAGUUUCUCUGAGCCAUUGUUCCUUGUCUUGGUGACACCACCUGCCUUAAGUGUCCCUUCUGUUGGUUUAUGUGGAUCGCUGCUAGCCUUUUCUUCCUGUUCUAGUUUUUUUUUUUUUUUUCUUCAGGAAAUCAGUUGAUUACAUAAACUGUUUCUGGGCAAGGUAACUGGAUCUUUUCAACUGGCCCUGCAUUAUACCAAUCUCAUUUUUGAGCAGAUCUUCAAAAAUCUACUUGGCUUCUGAUUAAAGUGGGUGUCCUAACUAUGGAUAUCCCACCAAGACUUGUUUGAACAUGAGAUAAAAUUUUGGCAGCUUGAUGAAAAAUCUCUUCCUCUUUUUUUCUCUGUCUGAAAACCAGAAUCACAAGUUUGCAGGGUUGUAGAAACUUGGUGCUCUAAGGUUGUCUGUAAAGUGCCAAAGAAAUCGUGAUGAUGGACACGGUAUCCCAAGCACUGAGCAAUGCUUUGAUCUGGUUAAUAAUUUGAAAUCAGCUUAGUCUUCCCAACACCUCAGUGCUAAACACAUGGACCCACAUACUCCACAGCACACCACUGAUCUAGUAAGGAAGCAUGACAGUGCACUGAUUCCAUGGCACUCUACAGCCCACCCACACUGCUUCCAAAGUUAGGGUUGUUCCAUGCCUGCUACAGCGUGCAUCAUCACAGUUGUGGCACUAUUCCCACUAGGAAUGAUGGGAAUAGCAUUGCAUCUGUGAUGAUGCAAGCAGGUAUGGAGCAGCCCUGGCUUUGGAAGCAUCACAGGUGGGCUGCAGAGUGUCUCGAAAGCAGCACACACCUCUCUUCUGGAUCAGUGGUGUGCUGUGUGGUAUGUGGGCCAUUUUCGUGGGGGGAGUGGAAUCUCUAAAUGUGCUUUGGAUUGCAACUCUCAUGGCCCACAAUUACUAUACUCUGCUCCAUCUUUGCUUAUAAAUAUACCUGUUUUAUCAUUAACUUAAUUACUCAGGACUCUACACUUUGAGAUAUUAGCCACUUCACCUGAAGAGAGGGUCAGUGAUAGUUCAUAAGAAGCCAUUAUUGGACAGCAGAGAUCAAAAGGCCUUUUCUGGAGACAUUAUCGAAUCAAUGACAUUCGUUGCUUCAGAAGACUGACCAUUCCCCCUUGAUUGGAAGGCAGUUUCAUGAUAGUCUCUCGUGCAGGGGUUUCCCCAGUCAGUCUGAUGUAAGGUCAGCUCUGUACAUUCAUCCCCAUUGCAAUGCAGAGCCAGCCCUGAUAUUGCUGACUGGAGGAUGUAUCCUCAUUGAGAGGAAGAGCAACAUACUACAAGUUCUUGAGAAAGACAAUUAAAAGGUAGCCUUAAGAAUAACAGAACUGUACAGGCGGCCAAGGAGAUGUAUACCAAUUCUACGAAGGAUAGCUUUUGGGUUGUGUUUAGUGGUGGAUUCUAAUCAUAGUUUUGAGGCUCCCACUGAAGCAACAAGAAAAAGGAGGUAGGAUCCCCUUACUGAUAUAAACUUUCCUUUUAAAAUGAUCUGAUUGGAGGGACAGUCAUGACCACUUCAUAAUUCCAUCAUCACACAUAGGUAAAAACCUAGCUGCCAGGUCCAUAUUCUCACUCGACUCCAGUUAGAUCUUCUAUUAAAAAUCUGAUUUACCUAUGGGAACCAAAACACAUACAUGCCAUUGAAUGUCUGUCAGCAGAUCACUUAAAUGUUUGUAUAAUUUAUCUUCAUUCAUUCUAGGGAGGUAAAAAUCUGUUCCCUUUUUAGUGUACACAAAGGAAAAUGGGAUAUUGUGGGGGGAGUUGUAUAAGACCUAUUUUUCCUCUGUGUGUGAAAAUUGGAUGUACGUGUUCACCUACUGAUUCCACAUAUUCUUUUAUUGUAAAUAUUUAACAUUCUAUUUAUUAUAGUGUCUCCAUUAAAAAAGAAUUGAGCACUGCUGGCUAAGGUAAUUUAAAUAUAUGUCAGGACCUGUGUUGUAUAUAUUCAUGCCACUAGUACAUUUUUGUUGUUUAAAACAAGGAAAAUAUAAUUUUAUACGUUCCAUAAUGUUAUUGGCAGCAUAAAUCAUUUAUUUAUUGUUAACUUUCAUUUCUAAUAGAUAAGAGUUCAUUUAAGCUGUUAGUUCUGUCAAGACAUCUGUGUAGCCUUACUUCUUUGAAAAUUCAAAAUAAAAAUAUUAGCUGUC
Hemicordylus capensis (graceful crag lizard) is the source of this 4332-nucleotide messenger RNA. RefSeq names its product stanniocalcin 2 (gene STC2). Gene Ontology annotation, molecular function: hormone activity. The coding region runs from base 287 to 1186 and encodes 299 amino acids. Gene Ontology annotation, biological process: intracellular calcium ion homeostasis. The transcript is spliced from 4 exons. The record is from RefSeq and is a predicted model, not a curated record. Gene Ontology annotation, cellular component: extracellular region. NCBI's taxonomy places the organism in Eukaryota, Metazoa, Chordata, Lepidosauria, Squamata, Cordylidae.